UUCCGGAGCAAAUUGACAAUUUAAGCCACCAGAAACCUUUAAUACGAUUAUGUAGAUUUUUCAGUUUAUUCUCAGGUUUAGGCAGAUCGUUGCUCGAAAUAUGACAGCUUUAAUUUCGCCGGUUAUAGUUAACUCAACGACGUUAGUGCCUGAGUUAAUAAAAACACUUUACAAUUGAUAUGACUGAAAAGAUGCAAUAGCUGCUGGCUGUAGCCUACGGUGGAGCUUAUAUCUAGAUAACACUUUAUAGCCUACGACAAAUAAGCUUCGGUAUUUGCACAUUUGAUGGAAAACCGAAAACAAACUUGUAUUUCCGAAACAAAAAUGUAUGCUAAUUGCUGAAGCUUUGCUUGUGUAUCUAUAUGCAGGGCUUCUGCGCGUGCUCGGUAACAGCUGAUUUUCACAAAACUCACACACAACAUCAACUGACUCAGCUGGGGCGUGUGUGUUUGGGGUGGCGCAAUCAGUGGCGAGCAAUGUGUUCUCUAUGGGGAACUAGCCAGUAGCGAAAUGUGGUUUGGCCUAGCGUUAACAUCCACGCAAAAUAACUUUGCAACCUAUUAGCAAGCAAACCACUCGCAUGCGCGUCCAUUUUUUAUAAACAGGAAGAGUCAAAAGGCUUAGGGAAUCACAUGCUACAGCGCAUAAGUUCAGGAAAGCCACUGUACUGACACUUUUUGCUGUACGUCAUAACUUUCGAUCACAAAACAGUUGUAAGUUUCACAGUUCCGAGUGAUAUUAGGCUGUGUUAAAAAAGCAAAAAGAGGACAACUCAAGCAAUAUCAUUUUUUUUUUUUGUAGUGGUUGUAGUAAAUAUUUCAACAGAUAUGAGAAAAUAGUAAGCGGGAGGAGAUAAUGGAGGGUGUUGACCCUGAAGAGCAAAUUCUUCACCAUGCCAGGAAUGGAAAUCUUGAGUGCAUUCAGAAGCUGCUGGCCUCCAACAUCCAGGAGGAAACCAGAAUCAAUAUAAAUUGCAAAGGUAAGAGCAAAUCUAAUUUAGGAUGGACACCCCUCCACCUGGCCUGUUACUUUGGACACAGAGAUGUGGUGGAGGAGCUGCUGAAGGCAGGAGCUGAUGUAAAUUUGCCUAACAACGUGGGGGACACUCCUCUGCAUAAAGCCGCCUUCACUGGGAGGAAGGAAGUUGUCAUGUUACUGUUACAAUAUGGUGCCUGUGCUACUGUCAUUAACGGGACAGCACAGAUUCCCAAAGAUGUUACUGAAGAUGAUGAAAUAGAAAUCAUGUUAGAAGCGGCAGAGAGGACGGAGGAGAGAAAGAUGGAGGAGCAACUUCUGGAGGCAGCACGGGAAGGGGACACAGUCACACUGAACCAGUUGCUGAACAGGAAAAGGCCCCCUGAUAUAAACUGUAAAGACCUGCUGGAAAACACACCCCUUCACUGUGCUGCCUAUCGAGGUCAGAAACUCUGUGCCCUUAGACUUCUUAAGGCCGGAGCUAACCCCAAUGCCAAGAACAAAAAUGGUCAGACCGUCUUUGACCUCGCCAGUGAUGCGGAAAUAAAGCAGGUCCUUGAAGGCGCUGUAAAAAAGGGCAUGGCUCGUCACGUCCAGCCGUUUGAAGGCCCCCUAUGGAAGAGCUCGCGGUUUUUCGGCUGGCGGUCCUACUGGGUGGUCCUUCAGGAUGGAGUUCUGUCUUGGUAUCCCAAACAGGUGGAUGCAGCUGCUAACAUUCGCAGACAGGGAUGCAAGCCUCUGACCCAGGCUCAUUGCUUGAUCAAAGCCCGGGACAACUGCUUUUUCACCCUCAAGUGCUUUGAUGACAGUGUCCACCAUUUUAAAGUAUCCCCAAAGAACGAUCCAGAAGGGAUGAGAAAAAAAUGGAUGGAGGCCAUGGAAGAGCACUCGGCCUACAGCACUCACUACUGCUCCCAUGAGCAGGGCAGCGAGGAGGAGGAGGAGGAUGAUGUCAUGUCAGUGAGCGACCUGGCCGACUCGCUACAGAAGGCCGAAGCCUGCCAGCAGAGAUUUGAGACUGAGCUGUCGGAGUUUCUCACCAUGGUGAAGAAAAAUGAACUGUCUGAACAGCUUCCCGCGGGCGUGCUGCAGAAGAUGUGCGAGAUCUCCAGCGAAACCUGCACCGCCCUCCGCCACUGCAUCGGCCUCAUCACCAGACAGGACGGGGUGCGGAACGUGAAGUUGGAGCAGGAGCUGGAGAAGAAUAAGAUCCUGUCGGAGGCCUUGCAGACGCUGGCCACGGAACACCACGAGCUGGAGCAGUCUGUGGCCAAGGGCUCCACCCCGCGAAGCGUGCUCAGUGACGAUGAGUUCUACGACGCCGUCUCGGAUUCCGGCUCGGAGCACUCCCUGAGCGGGUUCGAGACGGUGGCCAGCCGGUCCUUUGAGGGCGAGUCGGUCCAGUUGAGCAGCGACCGCAGCAGUCCGGUCAGCAUGUUGCAGGAGGACCGCCCCGGCGACGAGGAAGAGCCCCAGGCCAACGGGGUGAAGAGGCACAGGACAAGCCUGCCAGCCCCAAUGUUUUCCAGGAAUGACUUCAGCAUCUGGAGCAUCCUGAGGAAGUGCAUUGGAAUGGAGCUGUCUAAGAUCACCAUGCCAGUCAUCUUCAACGAGCCGCUCAGCUUCCUGCAACGGCUGACUGAGUACAUGGAGCACACGUACCUGAUCCACCAGGCCAACACCGUGUCCGACUCCAUUGAGAGGAUGAAGUGCGUGGCGGCUUUCGCGGUGUCCGCCGUGGCCUCGCAGUGGGAGAGGACUGGCAAGCCUUUCAACCCCCUCCUGGGAGAGACCUACGAGCUUGUCAGGGAGGACCUGGGCUUCAGGCUGAUCUCAGAGCAGGUCAGCCACCACCCGCCCGUCAGCGCCUUCCACGCCGAGGGCCUGAACAACGACUUUGUGUUUCACGGCUCCAUCUACCCCAAGCUCAAGUUCUGGGGCAAGAGCGUGGAGGCAGAGCCCAGAGGGAUCAUCACUCUGGAGCUGCCCAAGUAUAAUGAAGCGUACACAUGGACAAAUCCAACCUGCUGUGUCCACAACAUCAUAGUGGGCCAGCUGUGGAUCGAGCAGUACGGCACCAUGGAGGUCGUCAACCACAAAACCGGAGAAAGAUGCUGCCUGAAUUUCAAACCUUGCGGCCUUUUUGGAAAAGAGUUGCACAAAGUGGAAGGCUACAUCCUGGACAAAAGCAAGAAGAAGGUGUGUGCCCUGUACGGGAAGUGGACGGAGUGCAUGUACACCGUGGACCCUGCCACGCUGGACGCACACAGGAGGAGCGACAAGAAGAACGCGGAGGAGAAGAGAGGAAGAUCGGGCUCGGAGGAGCAGGAGGAGGUGCCCCUUACAGACGCAGAGACUGUCCAGAUCAUCCCCGGCAGCCAGCUGCUGUGGAGGAUAUCGCCCAGGCCCGCCAACUCCACCCAGAUGUAUAGCUUCACCUCGUUCGCCAUGCAGCUGAACGAGCUGGAUGAAGACAUGGAGGGCCUCGUUCCCAAAACAGACUGCAGGUUACGGCCCGACAUCCGCGCCAUGGAGAACGGGGACAUAGAUCUCGCCAGCGAGGAGAAGAAGCGUCUGGAGGAGAAACAGCGAGCGGCGCGCAAGAUCCGCGCCAAGUCCGACGAGGAGUGGAAGACGAGAAACCCAGCUCUUGGCCCCAGGUGGUUUCACCAGGGACUCAACCCCCACCUGAACUCCCAGGACUGGCUGUACUCCAACGGAUACUGGGACAGAAACUAUUCCGAGCUGCCGGAUAUCUACUGAUUUACUAUACAUUCCAUUUCAGCUCUAUUCCACUUCCAAGACUCUCCAUUUUUAAGCGUUUUGUUACUCUAAUACUUCAAAAAUAUUUUUCGGACCUAAAAUUUGAGGUGUGCAAACAAGAAACGGAGACAUGGCUUGACGUGACUUAACGAACGUGGCAAUAACUAGUGCAUUUUUAAUACUUGACACCUUUCAACACGCAUUAAAAUGAUAUUAUAUGUGUCUUUUUAUUUGAAAUUUUAACAUGUAUUAACUUAUUCUAGGUCUGCUACAGGACGCUCCAUUCCACGCUGUUGCCCCCUAAACCAAUGAGGCAAGAUAUGCCUCUUUUAGCCUUUCAUAUUAUUGUCCUGAUGCAGCAUUUGCUCAUCAAAAAAAGGAACAAGUUGAUUUUCUCUGUUGCCGUUUAUCUGGGGGCUCUGUUAUGGAAGCAGAAGUUCUUACUUUACCCUUUUAAUGUUUAAUGUUUAAGGUGCAGUGCAGUUUUUUGCUUUGAAUGUGGCUUGUCAUUUUGUGUUUCGCCUUCCACUACAGUCAAGCUUCAGGAAUAAAUAAGCCAUUUACUGUAGGUGAUCUCUGCUACCUAUUUAAGGAAAUGUACAGCUAUUUUGUGUAAAAAAAACUUUAAAAAAAGGCUUAUAAUAAUACUUGCCGUUACAUCAACAUGGGUACGAUGUAUAACCCUUGAAGCUCAGUGGUUGCAUUUCAGAAGAAGUGCUGAAGUUGCAUCAGUGAUGCUCUUUCACGUGUUUAUAUGUUGAGUAUGCCUUAGAGAUAAUGGGAAUAGGGUGUUCAUGGAUGUUUUAUUUGGGACUGGGAGAGCAAUGCAAACACUUGUUUCUCCUAAAACAGAGCUGUACACCAUCUCCAGAUUAAGACACUUUGGGACGUUUCUGUAUUGAAGAUAUAUAAUUGCACCAUGUAGGGUUGGGGCUUUGGUUUAGUCUGGGGAAUUUACGCAGAAGUGCAGAGUUGCGGUUCGUGAUGAGGUUUGUUUUUGUCUGAUGUUCUCAGGAAUCGCUUCUUAAGCUUUGGUUUAACACAGAACACAAAACUGAUAAUCACAGUAUUUUACGGACAUGGACUUCAGAUCACUUUGCUUAAAUCGUUUAUGGAGGUGGUGCUGUUGGUGGCUGUUGGUGGUUAUAGCUCUAUACUGCAAAUGGAGAAUAACCUCUGUUGGAAAAAGUUACAUGAUGUAAGGUGCUGGUCAGAAAAAAAAAACAGGACAUUGUGUGUGAGUGUGUGUGCAAGUCUGUGUGUAUGUGUGUGUGUGUAUGAAAGAAACCUGCUGUUAAUAACAUGACCCAAUAAUCUGAAAACCCACAGUCACAUCAACUAUGCAAGAAGGGCACAGGAAGUAAACACAAGGUCAUGUGUCUUAACUCUUUAGGUGCUGUGACCUGAGAACAUUCCAUUACUCCAAUGUGAAAAGGUACCAUAACUUAAAAAGGUGUAGAACUUUAGGAGGUUUAAAAUGUGUAGUACAGAGACAUGCAAGCUCUGUUUGCUCGUUUUAAAUUCUAUGUUGUACGUUAAGAAUCUUGAAUAUAGAUUUCUACUGCUGCUAAAUAAAAGCUUAAAAAUGAA
Molecule: messenger RNA, 5328 nt
Organism: Conger conger (European conger)
Lineage: Eukaryota; Metazoa; Chordata; Actinopteri; Anguilliformes; Congridae
Gene: osbpl1a
Product: oxysterol binding protein-like 1A
Exons: 29
Coding region: 856-3738 (960 amino acids)
Cellular component (GO): intracellular membrane-bounded organelle; cytosol; membrane
Molecular function (GO): protein binding; cholesterol binding
Source: RefSeq, a predicted model, not a curated record